This is a messenger RNA of Erinaceus europaeus (western European hedgehog), 2788 nucleotides long. RefSeq names its product transmembrane protein 214 (gene TMEM214). Gene Ontology annotation, cellular component: Golgi apparatus; endoplasmic reticulum. NCBI's taxonomy places the organism in Eukaryota, Metazoa, Chordata, Mammalia, Eulipotyphla, Erinaceidae. The record is from RefSeq and is a predicted model, not a curated record.
GCAGAGGCGGCGCGGCGGAGGGUCUGAGCAUGGCGGCCAAGACGGCGGCGACGGGGCGCUGGGAGGUGGUGAAGAAGGGCCGGCGGCCGGGGGCCGGAGGCGGCAAAGGCGGCGGAGGGGACCGCAAAGCGCUCGGGGAGGCGAACGGCGCGUGGAAGUACGAGCUGACGCCGCCCAUCCGGACGACCAGCAGCCUUUAUGAGCAGGGCUUCGAGAGGAUCAGGAAGCGGCAGAGCAAGGAGCAGGUGCCGCCCCCGGCCGCGGCGGAGCCCAGGAAGCCCGGGAACAAGAAGCCGCCCAAGAAGGCCGCCGCCGCCGGCGCCCCGCCGAGCCCGAAGCAAGGCCGCUUCCGCAGCCUGGAGGAGGCCAUGAAAGCUCUGGAUGUGGCCGCUCUGCAGAGGGAGCUGGACAAGAGCCAGAGUGUGUUCACUGGGAACCCGUCCGUGUGGCUGAAGGACCUGGCCAGCUAUCUCAACUACAAGCUCCAGGCGCCUCCGAGUGAGCCCACGCUGAGCCAGCACACUCACGAUUAUCCCUACAGCCUGGUGAGCCGGGCUCGAGGGAUCAUCCGAGGACUGUUGACGAAGGCAGCGGGGUCUCUGGAGCUCUUUUUUGACCACUGUCUAUUUACCAUGCUGCAAGAGCUGGAUAAAACACCAGGGGAGUCCCUCCACGGCUAUCGCAUCUGUAUCCAGGCCAUCCUGCAGGACAAGCCCAAGAUUGUCACCUCAAACCUGGGCAAGUUCCUUGAGCUGCUGCGGUCCCACCAGAGCCGGCCAGCAAAGUGCCUGACCAUCAUGUGGGCCAUGGGCCAAGCAGGCUUCAGCAGCCUCCCCGAGGGCCUAAAAGUGUGGCUGGGGGUCAUGCUCCCCGUGCUGGGCAUCAAGUCUCUGUCACCCUUCGCCAUCGCCUACCUGGACCGGCUGCUUCUGAUGCACCCCAACCUCACCAAGGGCUUUGGCAUGAUCGGUCCCAAGGACCUAUUCCCACUCCUGGACUUUGCCUACAUGCCCAACAACGCCCUGACAGCCAGCCUGCAGGAGCGGCUGUGUCAGCUCUACCCACGACUGAAGGUGCUGGCGUUUGGGGCGAAGCCUGAGUCCACCCUACACACCUACUUCCCCUCCUUCCUGUCCAGAGCCACUCCUAGCUGCCCCCCUGAGAUGAAAAAAGAGCUCCUCAGCAGCUUGACUGAAUGCCUGAUGGUGGACCCCCUCAGUGCCGGCGUCUGGAGGCAGCUGUACCCCAAGCACCUGUCACAGUCGAGCCUGCUGCUGGAGCACUUGCUCGGGUCCUGGGAACAGAUCCCCAAGAAGACACACAAGUGUUUGCAAGAAACCAUCCAGUCCUUCAAGCUCGCCAACCAGGAGCUGCUGAGGAAGAACAGCUGCAACAGCCGGGAUGUCCUCACCUGCGACCUGGCCUGCAAGGGUCUGUUAGAGCAGGCUCAGUGCCUCCGGCUGUCCUGGACGCGGCUGCUCCUGCUGGUACUGGUCUUCGCCAUAGGUUUCCUGUGCCAUGACUUCCGGGCUCAUGGCUCUUUCCAGGCCUCCCUUUCCAGCCGGCUGCUUCACUCAUCGGGUUUCUUACCCGCUGGUCAACAAGUCUGCUCCAAACUCUACUCGUACAGCCUGCAAGGCUACAGCUGGUUAGAGGAAACGUUGCCAGCCUGGGGCUCCUACCUGCUGACCGUGGCGAGACCCGGCUUGCAGUUGGCCUGGAACCACACCAGUGCCACCGUCAGCUUCCUCUCUGCCCACUGUGCCUCCCACUUGGCCAGCGUGGGUGACAGCCUCAGCAGCCUCUCCCAGAGGCUACAGAUGCAGCUCCCUGAGUCCCUGAGCCAGCUCCUCCAUUCUCUGCGGGAGCUGCUCCUGCUUCUCUGCCAUAACGUGCUGCUGCCCCUGUGGCGCCUCCUGCAGGACAGCCUGGCCCUUGCCCAGGAGCACUGCCGCGAGGUGUGCAGAGGGGAGGUGACCUGGGACUGCAUGAAGACACAACUGGGCGAGGCUGCACUCUGGACCUGGCUCCGCCUGCAGGACAUUACAGUGGCCAUCCUGGACUGGGCGCUGGCCGCCAUCUCCCAGCAGUAGGCCUCGUCCUACGGUGGGCACUUUCUACGUGGUGCCUGAAUUCUGAUGGAGGAGCCAGGGCAGGUGGGUGGCUGCCUCUGCCCUGGCUCCUCCAUCUUGGGUGAGGAUCAAUCCAGAGGUGCCUCACCUCCUGCCCACGACUCCACUGGACUCUUCUCAGACAUGGCUCCCAGUCUCUGUCCUUGACUGGAAGCCCCUUUCUCUUCCUCUCGUCUCCUGCUCUCCACUUCCUUCCAGCUCAUUCCUCAAGCCCCUAACAGCUCACCUCCAAAACCGUGGGGCUCCAGCCACUGGCCUCUGCAUUCUUCUGAGGACUGACUCCUGCCCUCCCCACCCCAACACCCCAGCAGAUCAUCAGCACACCAGAAAAAUCCAGAACAACACACCACACCACAUGGAUAACAGCAGUGUCCUGACUGCCUCCCAGGGUGUGGGAAGACAGUGAAUACAAGGUCUGGCUAGACAAGCAAAAUGCCCGGCUAGGCCUUUUCAGGCCCCCCCUGCCCCCUUCACCUGUGAUCAUCCUUGGCCACCACUCCUGGCAGUGCUAGGGAUUCAGCUUCCUGCCACUGCCACCUUCUGUCUGGAGAGCAGCGCCCUGGAGACUGUGCAUCUCAGCUCAGGGGCCUGCCAGCAGCCUGUUGAGGCAGGAGGGUAUGCCUACGAUGUGGAAUAAAGGACACAUUUUAUUUCUA